Molecule: messenger RNA, 1563 nt
Organism: Colius striatus (speckled mousebird)
Lineage: Eukaryota; Metazoa; Chordata; Aves; Coliiformes; Coliidae
Gene: LRRIQ4
Product: leucine rich repeats and IQ motif containing 4
Molecular function (GO): protein binding
Source: RefSeq, a predicted model, not a curated record
AUGGAUGAGGCUCAGCAAAGCCAGGAGAAGGCCAGCACAGGGAGCACAUACAGCUGUAAAGCCAGUGCUACUGGUUUUGAGGAUGACCAUGUUGAGACUGCACAAGAAAUAUCAGAGAAGGAAGCUCUUUCUCCUACAUAUGUCACAGACAGGAUAUAUUUUAUGGAUGUAGCCAAUAAACAACUGCAAACCGUCCCACCAGAGGUCUUGAGCCUGGAGUAUCUGGAAGAACUGCACAUAGAAAGGAACCAGAUUAUAACCAUCCCCAGGGACAUCAAUCGCCUGAGGCACUUGAAGAUCCUUUACUUGGAUCGGAAUCAUAUCCAGGACAUCUGUGAAGAACUGGGGGAGCUGAAAUGUCUUCGGAGCUUAGAUUUAAGUUACAAUCCCCUCUCCUGCAGUUCACUGCCAGUUAUCAGCAAGCUGUAGUCCCUUCGCCAGCUCCGGCUCUAUAAAACCAACCUGGAGAAAGUCCCAGUGGAGCUCUGUGAACAGCUCCAUCACGUUGAACUGCUCGGCCUUUCCGACAAUAAUCGUCUGCCUAAAGAAAUAGUCAAUCUGACAAAACUGAAGGAGAUUUACCUCCAGAAAAAUAGACUUGAAAGUUUUCCCAAGGAGCUUUGUCAUAUUGCUAGUUUAGAAAUAAUAGAUGUGGAAGAAAAUGGAAUCAAUCUCAUCCCAGAAGAGGCAGGCUUUUUGACAAACUUAGUUAAGCUAUUUUUAGCUUUUAAUAACUUAUCCUCCAUUCCUCCUACACUGCAACACUGCCAGAAGCUGGCUGUGCUGGAUCUGUCUCACAAUCUCCUGCACAAGAACCUGAGUGCAGUGAGAGUGCUCAGCCUGGCAGCCAACAGCCUGGAGAAGUUCCCAGCCCAGCUCUACCGCUGGCCGGCCCUCGCCCGCAUUGAUCUGAGCAGCACCGGGCUUCACACAGUACCCACGUCCUUCACCUGACUAACCAGUGUCAAGGAACUAGAUCUGAGUAAAAAUUGCCUCGAUGAGAUUCCUAAAGGAAUAUGCACAAUGGAAAAUCUGGAAGUGUUGAUCCUGGAUGACAAUCAGAUACAGGAGAUACCCAUGGAGAUGAAAGAACUGACAAAUCUGAAACGCCUUAGCCUGCUUGAAAAUCGAUUCAAUACCUUUCCAAAGGAAAUCUUUCUCCUGGAGUCAUUGGAGAGAUUACACUUGGGACAAAAUAAAGGAAUUAAAUUCACCAGUCUGCCAGAAGACAUCAGCAAAUUGCAGAAUCUGAAAGAACUGCAUGUGGAGAAUAAUUGUCUGGAGCACCUGCCCACAGCCACUGGCCCACUGACCCACCUGAAAAUACUUGACUGUCGCAACAAUCUCCUCAAAGAGCUCCCAGCCUCUGUUUGCCAAAUACAAGGUUUGCAGAAACUGCUCAUUCAGAACAAUCAAGUGUCACAGCUGCCUGAGGAUUUGGACAGACUUCAGCAGCUGGAGCUGGUCCUUGUGGAAGGGAUCCCUAUGAUAGACCCUCCCAUUGAAGUGUGCUGUCAGGGGACAGCUGCCAUUAGGGAAUACUUACAGGGAAAAAAGGAGUAA